This is a messenger RNA of Rhincodon typus (whale shark), 1309 nucleotides long. Its product is annotated as aldo-keto reductase family 1 member B1-like. Gene Ontology annotation, cellular component: cytosol. The transcript is spliced from 10 exons. The record is from RefSeq and is a predicted model, not a curated record. Gene Ontology annotation, molecular function: aldose reductase (NADPH) activity. The coding region runs from base 94 to 1032 and encodes 312 amino acids. Lineage: Eukaryota; Metazoa; Chordata; Chondrichthyes; Orectolobiformes; Rhincodontidae.
GGAGGUGGCUCGAGCCUUGGAGAGGAUUGAAAAGAGCAACGGCCGGAGCGCGCGAAGCAGGUUCUGGAAGUUUCCAGUGGUUAUCAGCACACAAUGUCGAUCAUCCUGUACACUGGAGCGGCUAUGCCCAAGAUCGGUCUGGGCACAUGGAAGUCCCCAAAAGGUCAAGUGGCUGAAGCAGUGAAGGAGGCCAUUGCCACAGGAUAUCGUCACAUUGAUGGUGCAUACGUUUAUGAGAAUGAGAAGGAAGUGGGUGAAGGCAUAAACCAGAAGAUUAAGGAAGGGAUAGUAAAGCGUGAAGACCUUUUCAUUGUCAGUAAGCUCUGGUGCACCUUUCAUGCAAAAGAUAAAGUGAAGGAGGCAUGUUCUAAAACCUUGUCUGACCUGAAUCUGGAAUAUUUGGACCUCUAUCUUAUCCACUGGCCCAUGGGAUUCAAGGCUGGUGGUGAGAAUCUUCCUUUGGAUGAGAAUGACUUGAUAAUACCAAGUGACACGGAUUUUCUUGACACCUGGGAGGGUAUGGAAGGUUUAGUCGAUGAAGGAAUGGUUAGAGCUAUAGGACUGUCCAACUUUAAUAAGCAGCAGAUUGGUCGGAUCCUUAAUAAACCAAAUCUGAAACAUAAACCAGCAGUCAACCAGAUUGAAUGCCACCCUUACCUGGCUCAAGAAGAUCUGAUUUCCUAUUGCCAUUCAAAUGGCAUUGUAGUGACUGCCUAUAGCCCACUGGGAUCUCCAGAUAGACCGUGGGCAAAAAAUGACGACCCUACACUUCUUGAGGAACCUGUUCUCCAAAAUAUAGCUCGAAGGCAUGGUAAAACAACAGCACAAGUCUUGAUCCGUUUCCAGAUUCAGAGAGGUCUGAUUGUAAUCCCAAAAUCUGUUACCAAAAGUCGCAUUCGGGAAAAUUUUCAGGUUCUUGAUUUUGAGUUGAGUGAUGAGGAAAUGAAGACUAUCCUCUCCUUCAACAGAGACUGGAGAUACUGCCCAAUGCAUUGGUGUGUUGGGCAUAAGGAUUACCCAUUCAAACAUUAAACACUCCCAAAUGGGACAUUCCAAUCAUGUUUUUGAAGAUUUUUGGCUUCUCUGUUUGAUUCGGCUUGAACAGCAGAAUUGAACUAAUGCAUCUUAGAACAACUAAAACUAUGUAAUGGCGUAUUUUUAGGUUUUUAGUGACUUUUUUGUUUUUUCAAUUAUGUUCCACAGUGAACAACUGAAAAGUGUCACUUGUGUAAUGUAUUGUGAUAUGUCUUAAAGCUACUUGUCUGUUUGUAUUAUGUCCCUGAUGCAAAUAAAAAUGUUUCCAAUUCUA